Molecule: messenger RNA, 1974 nt
Organism: Cyprinodon variegatus (sheepshead minnow)
Lineage: Eukaryota; Metazoa; Chordata; Actinopteri; Cyprinodontiformes; Cyprinodontidae
Product: Na(+)/H(+) exchange regulatory cofactor NHE-RF3-like
Exons: 12
Coding region: 211-1446 (411 amino acids)
Biological process (GO): protein localization to plasma membrane
Cellular component (GO): apical plasma membrane
Molecular function (GO): signaling receptor binding; protein-membrane adaptor activity
Source: RefSeq, a predicted model, not a curated record
GCUGCUGAAAGCACAGAGAUCUCCAUGUCAUCUUCUGAAGAUGAUGGAAGAAGAGAUCAGAGGAAGAGAUGAGAGACUGAUAGAAGAUCUGCCACAUCUUACUUCAAACACUGAAGGACCUUAGCUUCAUAGCUCCAGUCCGCUCUGCCCUUUUUUAUAGACGGCUUCAUAGUUGCAUCUCCAGUCGGGUUUGUUGUCCAGGACAGCAGAAUGGAGUGGACAGUCCACGGCUUUACCUUCAACCCAAAGGAAGGUAUUGAUAAUCCUGCUCUGAUCAUCACUGAUGAUUUCGAACCUGAUGUGUGCAUGGCGCCCCACCUAUGUCAGCUAAAGCGUGUGGAGGGUCAGAGCUUUGGCUUUCAGCUACACAUGGAACAGAACAAGCAUGGCAUCGUAAUCGGAGAUGUAGAACCCUGGAGUCCUGCCCAGCGUAGUGGUCUCAGGGGGGGAGAGCGACUGCUGGAGGUCAAUGAGACAUAUGUCGGCAAUAUGGACUUUUUAAAGGUGGUGAGAAAGAUCCAGUCCUGCGGCUUACACUUGUUUCUUCUGGUGCUAAGGAAAGAAGAGUAUGAGCAGGCAGUGCUCAUGGAUGUAGACCUCCAACAGCUCGCCAGAGCCUCCAAAGGAGACGGGUGGACUCGCCCCAGACUGUGUCACAUCGUCAAACAUCCAGAACAUGGCCUGGGGAUGACUAUCAUACCAAUAACAGGUCAGAGGGGUCGAUACAUGCUGAGCACUGUAACUGAUGGUCCAGCCGAGAAAGCGGGAGUUCGCUUUGGAGACAUACUGAUUUGGAUCAACGGUGUGUCUGUGUCAACACUGACAAACACCACUCUGAACAAAACUGUGAGGAAGAGUGGGAACUCGGUGACAGUGCUAGUUAUCGACGGUACCAGUGAGUCCUCUUAUCUCAGGAGAAAGAUGCCCAUCCUUCCUGUGCUCGCAGAAAGCUUCAACCUUCCCUACUCUGCUAAGAAUAUGCAUUUGCUGAAAAGACCUAAUGGAUAUGGUUUCUUGCUAAGACAAGAGAGGGUGGAAGCACCAAAAAAGACCGCUCAUGUGUUGAGGGAGGUGGAUGCAGGGAGUGCAGCAGAGGAUGCAGGUAUGGAGGAUGGUGAACUGUUACUUGCUGUUAACGGAGAACCUGUGGAGACCCUGGAACAUGAGGACAUCGUCAAACUGAUCAGAGACAGUGGAGACAAAGUCACCCUCACCUCUAUGUCUAUGCAAGGGAGAACAUUUUACCAACAGUUGGGAGUGUCUCCACUCUUCUUCCAUGAAGAGCACAGACGCAAGCAGAGACACAAGCCAGACUCUCUGAGGAAAACCCAAACAAACUAUCAAGAUGGACAGGACACAGGCUCUGAUUUCCACUCAGCGCCCUUGGGUCACUCCAGAACCACCGUUAGACAGCUGUCAGCGAGAAUGGAGGACAUUUUUCUGUGAUGAAUAAGAUGAGACCAAAGGCGUCGGAGAAGGAACCUGAGCAGGACGCCACAGGAAACGAAAUCUUUGUAAUCUGGCUGUUGAGAAAAGACGACUCCUGCACCCUGGAGAGUAGUGCUCAUUGACGGCGAAAUUUUAGACAUGCCAGUCGUGUCUUGCUAAAAGAACAAUAAUCAAUCUUUGGAUCAGUUCUCUGUAUUUAAGUGAAACAAUAACUGCUGAUCUGAAGACUAUUGCUAAUCGUUGAUAUUACAAACAUCUGAACAAAGACUGUCAUGUUUGGCUGGAAGAAAGAAUUAUGAACAUCUGGAAGAGAUGCUGGAUAACUGAGGGGUCUCACCCUCAUCUGGGCUGAACUACAGUUUACAAAAUGCUAGAAUAGACUCUGGAUGAGUGAAAUGAUCCGUCUGGUGAGUCAAUCAGGGAACAAAGGCUGCUUUGUACAAAGUGAGGACUGAUUUUAUUUCUAUAACAGAAUGGGUGACAUGAGGAGCUGACAUUAUUAAAAAGUCAUGUUUUUACCAGUAU